AUGCACUCUCUCACGCGCUCUUUCACGCGCAUUGUCACGCGCUCACUCUCGUGCACUCACGCGCAUUCUCUCCCUCACGCGCUCUCUCUCGCGCUCACUCACGCGCACUCUCACGCGUACUCUCACUCUCUCUCACGCACUCUCUCACACGCAACCUCACGUGUGCGCUCUCUCACGCGCUCUCUCACGCGCUCCCUCACGCGCUCUCUCACACGCUCUCUCACGCGCUCCCUCACGCGCUCUCUCACGCGCUCUCAUGCGCUCCCUCACGCGCUCCAUCACGCGCUCUCUCACGCGCUCUCUCACGCGCUCUCUCACGCGCUCUCUCACGCGCUCUCUCACGCGCUCUCUCACGCGCUCCCUCACGCGCUCUCUCACGCGCUCUCUCACACGCCCUCGCAUGCGCUCCAUCACGCGCUCUCCCACGCGCUCUCUCACGCGCUCUCCCACACGCUCUCUCACGCGCUCUCUCACGCGCUCUCUCACGCGCUCUCUCACGCGCUCCCUCAGCAUGCUUGGCGCCAGCGCGCUAGGCGCCAGCCCGCUAGACGCCAACGCGCUAGGUGCCAGCGCGUUAGGCGCCAGCGCGCUAUGCGCCAGCGCGUUAGACGCCAGCGCGCUUGGCGCCAGCGCGCUAUGCGCCAGCGUGUUAGACGCCAGCGCGCUAGGCGCCAGCGCGCUAGGCGCCAUCGCGUUAGGCGCCAGGGCGAUAGGCGCCAGCGCGCUAGGCGCCAGCGCGUUAGGCGACCAAAGAGGAGAGCAAUGGCAGUGUAA
Messenger RNA from Closterium sp. Yama58-4, 774 nucleotides. The record is from the annotation of a GenBank genome assembly. NCBI's taxonomy places the organism in Eukaryota, Viridiplantae, Streptophyta, Zygnematophyceae, Desmidiales, Closteriaceae.